GGCGACGUGGAUAGGAGGAGGAGAGGACACCGGGAGGAGGAAGGAUGGGCGGCCUCUACGUAGCCGCAGGGAGUUGACUGGAGCGAGUCCAGCCCCUUGCAUCCUCCCCCAGUGUACCUCCCUCCUCGUUUUUUCCUCCUGCCAGCAUAAGCAGCCCUCGCAGCACCUGAGCCGCUACUGCCGCUGGCUCAGGACUGCGCUAUGGCUGAGCCUGGUCACAACCCCCAUUCCUCUGCCAGAAGCAGAGGAAGAACUGCGAGGCGCACCACCCGGCUUCUGUGGCUGUUGCUCUGGGCCGGGACUGCCUUCCAGGUGACCCUGGGAACUGGACCUGAGCUUCACGCCUGCAAAGAGUCAGAGUAUCACUAUGAGUACACCGCAUGUGACAGCACGGGUUCCAGGUGGAGGGUCGCCGUGCCGCACACCCCGGGCCUGUGUACCAGCCUCCCUGACCCCGUCAAGGGCACCGAGUGCUCCUUCUCUUGCAAUGCCGGGGAGUUUCUGGAUAUGAAGGACCAGUCCUGCAAACCGUGCGCGGAGGGCCGCUACUCCCUCGGCACCGGUAUCCGCUUUGAUGAGUGGGACGAGCUGCCUCAUGGCUUUGCCAGCCUCUCAGCCAACAUGGAGGUCGAUGAUAGUGUCACGGAGUCCACCGAGAACUGCACUUCGUCCAAAUGGGUUCCCCGGGGUGACUACAUCGCCUCCAACACGGACGAAUGUACAGCCACACUGAUGUAUGCUGUCAACCUAAAGCAGUCUGGCACAGUUAACUUUGAAUACUACUACCCGGAUUCCAGCAUCAUCUUCGAAUUUUUCGUCCAGAAUGACCAAUGUCAGCCCAAUGCUGAUGACUCCAGGUGGAUGAAGACCACAGAGAAAGGAUGGGAAUUCCACAGUGUCGAGCUAAAUCGAGGCAAUAAUGUCCUCUAUUGGAGAACUACAGCCUUCUCAGUGUGGUCCAAAGUGUCCAAGCCUGUGCUUGUGAGAAACAUCGCUAUAACAGGGGUGGCCUACACUUCGGAGUGUUUUCCCUGCAAGCCUGGCACAUAUGCAGCCAAGCAGGGCUCCUCUUUCUGCAAGCUUUGUCCAGCCAACUCUUACUCAAAUAAAGGAGAAACCUCUUGCCAUCCAUGUGAUCCUGACAAAUACUCAGAAAAAGGAUCUUCCACCUGCAAAGUGCGCCCUGCCUGCACGGACAAGGAUUAUUUCUACACACACACAGCCUGUGAUGCCAAUGGAGAGACACAGCGCAUGUACAAAUGGGCCAUGCCAAAAAUCUGUGAUGAGGACCUCGAAGGGGCAGUGAAGCUGCCUGCUUCUGGUGUGAAGACUUUCUGCCCACCCUGCAACCCCGGCUUCUUCAAAACCAACAAUAGCACCUGCGAGCCCUGCCCCUACGGCUCAUACUCCAAUGGCUCUGAUUGUACCUACUGCCCAGCGGGGACUGAGCCUGCUGUUGGAUUUGAAUACAAAUGGUGGAACACACUGCCCACAAACAUGGAAACUACUGUUCUCAGUGGGGUCAACUUUGAGUACAAAGGCCUGACAGGCUGGGAGGUGGCUGGUGACCACAUUUAUACAGCUGUUGGAGCCUCAGACAAUGACUUCAUGAUUCUCACUCUGGUUGUGCCAGGAUUCAGACCUCCACAGUCAGUGAUGGCAGACAUAGAGAACAAAGAGGUGGCCAGGAUUACAUUUGUCUUUGAGACCAUCUGUUCUGUGAACUGUGAGCUCUACUUCAUGGUGGGCAUGAAUUCUAGAACCAACACUCCUGUGGAGACUUGGAAAGGUGGCAAAGGCAAACAGUCCUAUACCUACACCAUUGAGGAGAACGCCACCGUGAGCUUCACCUGGGCCUUCCAGAGGACCACUCUUCAUGAGACAGGCAGAAAGUACACCGAUGAUGUUGCCAAGAUCUACUCCAUCAAUGUCACCAAUGUCAUGGGUGGAGUGGCCUCCUACUGCCGUCCCUGUGCCCUAGAAGCCUCUGACAUGGGCUCCUCCUGCACCUCUUGUCCUGCUGGUCACUACAUUGACCGAGAUUCUGGAACCUGCCACCUCUGUCCCCCUAACACCAUCCUGCAAGCCCACCAGCCUUAUGGUGCCCAGGCCUGUGUAUCCUGUGGUUCAGGGACCAAGAGCAACAAGAUCCACUCUAUCUGCUACAAUGACUGCACCUUCUCCCGUGACACUCCAGGCAGGAUUUUCAACUACAACUUCUCAGCUCUGGCAAGCACUGUCUCUCUUGCUGGAGCACCAAGCUUCACCUCAAAAGGGCUGAAGUACUUCCAUCACUUUACCCUGAGUCUCUGUGGAAACCAGGGAAAGAAAAUGUCUGUGUGCACUGACAAUGUCACUGACCUCCGGAUCCCUGAGGGUGAGGCAGGUUUCUCCAAGUCCAUCGUGGCCUAUGUCUGCCAGGUAGUCAUCAUCCCCUCAGAGGUGACAGGCUACAAGGCCGGGGUGUCCUCACAGCCAGUCAGCCUUGCUGACCAACUUGUUGGAGUGUCAACAAACAUGACUCUUGAUGGAAUCAUCUCCCCAGCUGAACUCUUCCACCCGGAGACCUCAGGGAUGCCGGACGUGAUCUUCUUUUUUAGAUCCAAUGAUGUGACUCAGUCCUGCAGUUCUGGAAGAUCAACUACCAUUCGCCUCAGAUGCAACCCAACGAAAGCUGUCCCUGGAACGCUGCUGUUACCCAGGAUGUGUUCUGAUGGGACCUGCGAUGGCUGUAACUUCCACUUUCUGUGGGAGAGUGUGGCUGCCUGUCCUGUCUGCUCUGCCUCGGACUACCACACUUUUGUCAGCAGCUGUGUGGCUGGGAUCCAGAAGACUACUUACAUGUGGCGAGAACCAAAGUUGUGCUUCGGGGGCAUUUCACUGCCUGAGCAGAAAGUCACCAUCUGUAAGACGAUAGAUUUCUGGCUGAAAGUGGGCAUCUCUGCUGGCACCUGUACUGCCAUCCUGCUCACUGUCUUGACCUGUUACUUUUGGAAGAAGAAUCAAAAACUAGAAUACAAGUACUCCAAACUGGUGAUGAACGCUACCCUUAAAGACUAUGACCUGCCAGCAGCUGACAGUUGUGCCAUCAUGGAAGGCGAGGAUGUGGAAGAUGACCUCAUCUUUACCAGCAAGAAAUCACUCUUUGGGAAGAUCAAAUCCUUUACCUCCAAGCAGCCAGCUCCUGUCACCAUCUCUCUUUCAGAGGACUCCUGAUGGAUUUGACUCAGUGCCACUGAAGACAUCUUCAGGAGGCCCAGACAUGGACCUGUGAGAGGCACCGCCCUGCCUCCUCACCUUGCCACAUCACCUUGCAAGCCUGUGGCAAUUUGGGUGCCAGCAUCUUGCAAUACCCACUGCAGGAAAUCUCCUCAUUGUGGCCUUAUCAGAAGUUUGGAUUUGAGAUCCUUGUUUUUAUAGAGUACCCAAACCUUCCUUUCUGCUUCCCCAAAGCUACCAAAUAUACCCACACUUUGUUUGUGUAUUAUUCCCUUGCUUGUAUUUUGUUUCAAAUAAUAGUCCAGCCGUUGGAGCCAUAACUUCAUCUGCCCAUAAUUCUCACAGCUAUGGAGUGAAAAAAUUGCUCUCUCUUUUUAAGCAUAGAAUUGACCUUUGUCCUCUUGAGGGUAAGAGCAGCUGGGAGUUCUUGUGAUCAGAUAAAUGCCUUAGCUCAUGAUCUCUGUAGGAGAGAGGCUGGGUGAUGGGGAGGUUGGGGUUCUGAUGGACAAUCUUCACGGUAGCCUGGAUUAGUUUCUCCUGGGGAAUGAAUUUAAACAGAGCGCAGUGGACAGUUUGAAGGCAAGGUGUGUGAGGCCUGUGUAAGAAGACAGUCAAUAAGCACAAAGAGAAGCAAGGAAGAAGGGUCUUUGUUUUAUGGGGUUUUUUUUUUGUUUUUUUUUAUAACCAGGUACCUCGUUUCUUUUAAGUGAUAAAUAUUCUUACCGAUGCCAAAGUAAGUUAUUUAUUGAGAACAUGCCCAAAGCCCUAGUAGAGCCAUUCUCCACAAUUUUUUAAAACCUUCUACCAUCUCCCUGUAACACUAAAAAGAACCAAAUAAAUCUAGGCUUAUCCUCCAUUGGCUUUACUGGGAGAUAGUAAACCCUUGCCUGUGAGGAAAAUGCCCAGCAUUGAACUCCUCAGUCCUAGAGGCCUGGAGCAUAUCAUGGGAUAGGAUAUCUUGCUUUGAAAGAACACAGGAGGCCAGGGUUUUGAUGGAGGAGUAUUUGGGGGCUCCAGCCUGCAACAGCAUGGACUAGACAGGCCAUGAUGCCUGCUUCUGACUUUAAUUCAUAUACUAUGCUAGGUCACAGGAUUAAUAACUUCUAGACUGACCAGAAAGGAACUGAAGGAAAACAAGGGCUAGUUAACAAGGCCUGCACCAAACAGAGGCACUUCCCUCUUGCCUCCAAGCCUCUGUCCCCCAAGCCACAUCUUUUUUCUGUUCUCACCGCACUAAAAAUCUAAAAGACUCCAGGCCUCUAUUUCUGGCAACAUUCCUUUGAAAGGUGAGUAGAGUACGCACCACCUCAGAAGUCGGGUGGGUAUCCUUUCCACCCCCUCCCCUUUCCUCCAGCUACAACUGAUGAAGUAUUCAGAAUGGUAAAGCAAGAGCAAAAUUUCCAAUUACCUUUUUCUUCCCACUCCUGGGAAUUCUCUGUCACUUCAGGCUAGAAUGGUUAUCUCUUGGUCGAGUCUCAGUUGCUCAUGGCCUGUGCCCAUACGCACUCUUUACCCAGUGACUAGAUGGUUGGUAUAGAAUUGAGAGGCAUUUCUGGGUGGUUUUGUUGGCCACGAAGUGACUUGCUUGUCUGAUGAGCCUUGACUGCUCUCACUAUGGUUUUUGAGAGUCAGACAGAAAUGAGGCUAUGACAAGACCAUCAAAGGCAUCAGUGGUGGCUCAGUCAUCUAGAAGCUUUUGUUUGAGCAUCCAAAUUGUCCUUCAUUUUGUGACUCUCAGAACCUGUGGCCAUGCUGGACUAUCCCUGAGUGAAUAUGUACACAUCACCCCUGAGCCCCAGGCUAGGCCUUCUGCAGCUUCCUGAGCUGCUGCUUCCCAUCAAGUAACUGCCUUCUGUAAUGAAGACCGUGGGAGAUACUUAGAUAUUCUGGAAGAAGUAUAAAAAGUUCAUCCCCUUUAACUUCUUUAUUCUGACAUCUUGAAACCGAGUGCCCCCCAGAGCAACCUCAAAGGAGGUUAAGGAUCUCCUUAAGGAUCCUUAAGGAUCUCCUUUUUCCUCACUCCAUAGUGGACUGAUGUGUAAGGGAAGAGGGUAGGUCACCUUUUGCUUCCUUAGCAACUUAGACACCAGCUAUUUUUAAUAAUUUUAUUGAGAUAUAAUUAACGUACUGCACAAUUCACCCAUUUAAAACCUAUAGUUCAAUGGCUUUUGCUACAUCCAUUUUAGUUUUCAGUGCUAAGGAUGAAACCCAGGGCCUCUCACGUGCCAGGCAAAUGUCCUACUACCAUGUUAUAUCCCUGGCCCUCUACAUACGUUUUAGAGCAGACGUAUUAGGUCUAAGGGAGAAAGGCUUUAACCCUUGAGCCAGGGAUGCAGUGGUUUACACAAUCUUUAGAGGCAGAGAAUGGGCUCAGGAGACAGUAUUUAAAACCCAUUUGGUUAUCUAGAGUCCUAGAAUACAUAACAAAUUUCAUCUUGUAGUCAUCACUGUAUUUGGCUGGGAACACAAAUGAAGAUUAUGGUGUAUCCAAGGACCAGGGGAUUUAUUAUAUCAUCAAAAAUUUGGGGGGCGAUCUGACUCUAAAGAUAAGACUGAUUAUAUUUAUACAGACUUUGUAACAGAUUUUUGAGCUUUGUGAAAUCAAAUUUGUGUCUCAUCAGAACAGGUUGGAUUUCCUCUUUAUUCUGUAUUCUAAGCAUUUAUAGUUUGUUAGGGGAUGGGUGUUGCAUGUCAUAUUUUUUGGUGAAAUAAAAACAUACCUUUCGAGCUA
This is a messenger RNA of Nannospalax galili (Upper Galilee mountains blind mole rat), 5950 nucleotides long. RefSeq names its product KIAA1324 ortholog (gene Elapor1). Gene Ontology annotation, biological process: positive regulation of vacuole organization; autophagosome assembly. NCBI's taxonomy places the organism in Eukaryota, Metazoa, Chordata, Mammalia, Rodentia, Spalacidae. Bases 202 to 3216 code for a protein of 1004 amino acids. Gene Ontology annotation, cellular component: extracellular exosome; trans-Golgi network; late endosome. The record is from RefSeq and is a predicted model, not a curated record. The transcript is spliced from 22 exons.